This is a messenger RNA of Penicillium robsamsonii, 300 nucleotides long. Its product is annotated as protein fluG. Lineage: Eukaryota; Fungi; Ascomycota; Eurotiomycetes; Eurotiales; Aspergillaceae. The coding region runs from base 1 to 300 and encodes 99 amino acids. The record is from RefSeq and is a predicted model, not a curated record. The transcript has a single exon.
AUGUGCGGCGUUCUAGCCACCGGGCCAGCCCAGCCCCCAGGUCUCGGCAUCUGCCCCCGCCGAGCUCUAGCCAUCAUCGUCCGCCACGCCACGAAGAACUUUGGCCUACACUUCCAGGUGGGAUUCGAGGUGGAAUUUGAAGUCUUUCGUUCACCUCAAGCUGACCCGUCGAGAAGCGAGACCCUCGUUCCUGCAAGCACAUCCCUGGGCCUUUUCGCUGUGGACGGACUACGCGCAAGCAUAGCACCCCUCAUUGAGGAGGCAGUCCACCAUCUUUUGGACAUCGGCGUCGGCAUUUAA